CACAUGGCUUCCAAACAGGAAGUGCAUGGUGCUGGCGGCCAUCUUGGAUUUCCAAAGCACAUGGCUUCUAAGCAGGAAGUGGAUGUUGCUGGCGGCCAUAUUGGAUGUGGCAAAGAGCAGAGCCGACUUCAUGGCAGCCAUCUUGGUACUCCCAAUUUGAGUAGCAGCCAUCUUGGAGGUGCAGAAGGUUUGCAGAAGCACAGUGGCGGCCAUCUUACUACACCUGAAUUGGAAGGCAGACAUGUUGGUGCUCCAAGCCUGAAUGUUAAUACGCACAGUGCCAAAACAAAUACCUUAGCUGGGCAGGCCAUCUCUGUGCUUAAACAGUCUCCUUUUGAAGGGGACAAGAUUGAUAGUGACCAACUGAUUCAGUCAAUCAGACUGAUGGAAGAUCUGGAGGCAAAAAGGAAGCAACUGGGCGUUGAGAUGAAGGCUGCCUACAACCAGUACUCCUAUGCAAAAGUAGAGGAUCAGGAGUAUUACUUGUCUAAAGUUAACCAUCUAAAUGCUGUAAUGUUUUCACUGGAUAAAGAGCUGGACAGCGUGAGGGGCCAAAUAGGGCCAAUGGCGGAGGUGUACGCCAACAGGAGGCGCUUUGAAGCAUCUGCGAAAAUCCUGAAGGAGCCGGUGCUGUACAGAUCUCCCAGGCAGGUCUCCUCAUCCGAGAGCGACCGGGAAGGAAGAACGCCAGGGAAACUGCACCAUAAGAAGACGGUUGUUGCCCAGAUACAUGCCCCUAAUUUCGUCUUUACCCAGGAGGAACUGGCAACAGUGCAAGGGAAGGUGAAGAAGGGCAACCUGCCCCAGAGAGAGGUGGAGACUUUUGUCUUUUCCCAAGAUGACUUUCCAUCUCUUCCAUCCUAUCAGGAAAGUGGGGCCCCCCAGGGCCAAACCGAGGUUUCUGUUGUAAAACAGAGUGCUUCAGAUGCUUCUGCUCUGGGGCAUGGGGAGUGUUCGGAUAUGGAAUUGACGGUAACACCUUGUGUGGAUGGGCCGGUGGCAGUGAGUGUUGGAGUGGCAGAUGGCAAGAAGGAGGAGCCUAGUGUGGGUGUGGCUUGUAUGAGUGAUGGAGAAAGUGAUGGUGAGAAUGCUGGGGUGGUAACGCGGUGUGUGGAGUCAGUUCUGCAGGAACCACAGGGCAGGGAGAGUGGAACUGCAGGGGCAAGUGAUGUGGCAGUUGAGGCACCCUCUGGGGCUCAUCAGUCCGUUCCGCUUACUGUGCCGGUACCUGGUGUCUCCUCAGCACCUAAUCCAUUAAUGCCACCCCCUCCCUCAUCAAUCCAGGCAAAUAAUGCAUCCAUGGGUAGAAACUCAGGCCAAAAGAUCAACCCCCCACAGCCACCUAAUGCUUGGAAUAGGCCCCUAAAUCGAGUGAGAGUCCCGGGGGUGGAGCGUCGAGUUACUGGCCCAGUGUUCAAGCUGAGAAACCGCAUUAGGCUGAAAUGGGAAGGAGAAAGGGAGUCAAUGCCCAGCAGGGAUGUGAUUGGGAAGGAGUUGCUGCUGAAACAGGCCACCCUAACCCCUGCAGAUGUAAGAGCCUGCAUAAAGAACUCCGAGUUGGAGUACGACAUUGUUUUCAGGACCUCUAACAAACUUGAGUACUUCUGGCAUGAGUAUGAUCACUUUAGAUCCACGGGUCUCUGGAAGAACUUUAAGGUGAUUCCAGUCACUAAGCCAGAGACCAAAAAGGUCACGGUUUUGUUUAAAAAUGACAAUGUCCCUCCUGAAGACAUAGCAAUAUGGCUGGGCAGGCAUUGUAAGGUUCUCUCCCCCCUCACUAUGGACAUAGACAACAAUGGGUACUGGUCUGGGGGUUGGUGUGCUAAUGUGGAGCUCCGAAUGCGCUAUAACAUCCCUCAGCAUCUCCCUAACUCAGUCUUUAUUGGGGAUGAGAGGGGAGUGGUCUUUUACCCCGGGCAGCCGAGGGCUUGUUUCAAAUGUGGCUCUUAUGGUCACCGUGCAAAUGCCUGUGCAGUGGUCAGGUGUUCACUUUGUGGUGAUGUUGGGCACAUAGGGCGAGACUGUAAGGACGUAAAGUGCAACCUGUGUGGAUUCUUUGGCCACUCGCACAGGGCUUGUCCUGAGGCUCUUCAUAAUAUCAGGGAGAGUUGCCCUAAUUUGGAGGAGGAGAUGGCUGAGGAAAUGCUGGAAGAGAUUAGAGAGGAACUCAGAGAAUGUCAGCCCCCAGUCCAAGGGUCAGAGUCUCAUCAGUCCAUAAGUCAGCCUAUACUGGCUGUACAACCACACAACCCAUCCCCACCUCCUCACCAACCCAAAGGUCCCAAGUCUGCUCCUUUGCCUCAGAGGCAGAGUUCUAAGCCCAUACUCCUAAAAUCUGGUUCUGUAGCUCCAAAAUCCUCUGUCCCUUCUAAAGGAAAAGAUUGGGUGGAAGUUGGCAGAGGGAAAGGAAAGCAGCAAGCCCCACAGAGACUAAUUCCCUCCAUGGAAAUUGACCUCUCAAAUAAAUUUACCCCUUUGAGUAGACACAAAUCUUGGGGGGAAGAAAUGGAGGAACAUGAUGAGCUCAAAAGAAUGGAAAGGGAGGAGGAGAGACAGGCUGAGCAGGAGAGAGUCCCUUUGGAAGCUGAUCCAGUACAUUCCCCUGGUCAAUGUCUUGCUGAAGAAUCUGAUAGUGGGGCGGAGGGGGAUUCCGAAAGCAAGAGUGGGGAUGAGGGGGAAAUGGACACAGGGCAGGAGCAUGUAACCCAAAAAAGGCCCUCUGAAAGGCAGGGGGUUAAAACCCAGGUAAAGAAAGGUAGUGGGGGUGGUAACCUUUCUGUGGACACAGAUGAAAUUGUGUCUAUUGGGGAUGAUGAUCCUGUCCCUUCAGGUGUUCAGGUCAAAAGGUAUGGGGACCUGGAGGGGGAUACCAGUCAGGAGGAUAAGAGACAAGAAGAGGCAAGGAAGAGAAAUAAAAGAUAUAAACAUAAAUCUUAACCAUGGUUUUCUCUCCACUCAGGAUCAUGUCCACCAAUGUAUCAAGCAUGAAGUCGCCCCGUGCCAUGUUCCAAGUAUAUCAAGCCCUUGAACACUCCUCGGCAGAUAUCAUUUUCCUCCAGGAAACCAGAUUGGGAUCCUCUGUGGAUCUUCGGAGGGCUUCCCGGGAGUGGCAUUGCGGUCCCAGCUUCUUCUCGAUUGCACCAGAACCAGGUGCAGGAGUUGGGAUCCUAUUUCGGGGACAUUCAGGGAUCCAGGUGCAUCGUCUCGUGGAAGUUGAGGCAUUUUCGACAGAUCCCAAGCCUUUGCCUUCAUUAUUAUGGCGGAAGCCUUGUAUUGGGUUUGGGG
This is a messenger RNA of Xenopus tropicalis (tropical clawed frog), 3285 nucleotides long. RefSeq lists its product as uncharacterized. The coding region runs from base 4 to 2937 and encodes 977 amino acids. The transcript has 2 exons. Gene Ontology annotation, molecular function: nucleic acid binding; zinc ion binding; RNA binding. Gene Ontology annotation, biological process: activation of innate immune response. NCBI's taxonomy places the organism in Eukaryota, Metazoa, Chordata, Amphibia, Anura, Pipidae. The record is from RefSeq and is a predicted model, not a curated record.